AUGAUGAGUUUAUAGAGGAGUUCAUGAAUGUGUUUGGCAGGCCGUGUGCAAUGGUGGUUCCUGACAUGGAGCUGAUUUGUGAGAUCAUGUUGAUGUCUGAGGGAUUUUUGAGCGCUCGGGUUCUGGGCAACAAGUUCAUCACCCUCUACAGGCUCUGCAAGGAGCUGCUCUCUAAACAGGAUCAUUACGACUGGGGUCUGCGAGCUGUCAAACCUGUCCUGGUGGUUGCUGGAGCUCUUAAAAGAGCAGAUCGGACUAAGCCAGAAGAUCGAGUGUUGAUGCAGGCUUUGAGAGAUUUCAAUAUGCCAAAGAUCGUUUCGGAAGACGUUCCCGUGUUCCUGGGUCUGAUUAGAGAUUUGUUCCCUGGAUUGGAGGUGGAGAGGCGGACUGAUGCAGAGUUUGAGCAGAUAGUCCGUCAGACGAGUCUAGAGUUAAAGCUUCAACCCGAGGACACGUUCGUUCUGAAAGUUGUUCAGCUUGAUGAGCUCCUAUCUGUUCAUCACUCGGUGUUUGUGGUUGGUGAUGCUGGGACUGGAAAGAGCCAG
Molecule: messenger RNA, 545 nt
Organism: Puntigrus tetrazona (Sumatra barb)
Lineage: Eukaryota; Metazoa; Chordata; Actinopteri; Cypriniformes; Cyprinidae
Product: dynein beta chain, ciliary
Exons: 4
Biological process (GO): microtubule-based movement
Cellular component (GO): dynein complex
Molecular function (GO): ATP binding; minus-end-directed microtubule motor activity; dynein intermediate chain binding
Source: RefSeq, a predicted model, not a curated record